GGGACGGCCUCGCGCUGAUGCAUAUAAAUACUGCCCCGCUCCAGUCCGUGGACUUGGGCUGAGGCGGCCUUGAGAGCAACAUGCCUUCCAUGUUUGAGAAAACUGCCAAGAAACUGGCCAAAGAGGUUGGAGACAAAACACUCAUACCUGUCAAAAACUUGCUGGAUGCCACCAAAAUACGUCCAUUUUCUCUAAUACGGAAGAAGAAACCUUGGUCACUGUUUUGGGGACCACAGGAUAUUCCACUUGGUGUCUCCCUCAUGCAGAUCCUCGAACCAAGUUCGGUCCCAGAUGCUGUGAAAGUGCCAUUCCAAUUCAGGAACACUGACAUCAUGAAGCAGCAGGUGGCUUUGAGUGUGGAUGCUGGGGCAAAAGCCAGCUUCUCAGAGAGGACGGUUCAGAGCCAAGGAUCCUCCUUUGAUUGUCACAUUGUUACCAUCCCACAGGACAUCUUGCCAGACAUUCAAAAGAGGAAACUGAAGGAGCCAGAGGAGUCGUUUCUGAAACAAUUCCGGGCGGCAUCGAUCAACCUGUACGUUGUGACCGAGACUGUGGAGCUGCUCAACACUGCUGUGCUGCAGGAUUGCAGCGGUCUCAGGUUCUUGGGGAAAGUCUCCAUCCCGCUGAAUGCUUUCCUCAAGGGUAAAGGACAGGGAGGGGCUCUCAGACUGGGAGAGAAAACACUGACUGUGCCCCAGGGCUCGGUGUUGGCCUAUAAGAGGAAGCAGCUGGUUUUCAAGAAGGAAGGCUGGGACAUUCUUCACGUCGCAGAUGAUGAUGAACAAGAAACCUUUCAAGAUGUGGAAGUGAAGUUGUCCUGUAGAUCGAGCACUAAAGAGCUAGUAUGGAAACCCUCCUGCCUGGAUUUCAAGUGCCUACAAGAGGAGGUUUCCCAGAAAGUAGAAGUGGCCCAGCUCUCAAAGGACAUUCAGGACGUUGUGUUCUCCAAUAUCCAGGUCAUGCUUGGGGACCGAGAGGCUCUUCAGGAUCUCAUGGACACACUUGAACAGGAACCCUUUGGUCACUUGAAUGGCCCUGGUGGCACCAUCCUAAGUGGAUUGCGACAGGACUUGAGAGAUCCAUGGUAUGCCUCAAAGCGGCAGCUUGUCCUUUACCUGCUUGAAGCCAUAAUGAUGCUGAGUGACAUCCAACAUGACCUGCUGGCCCAGUCCAUGGAGAGGAAGAUCCUUGCCCAGCAGCGGGAUCUGGUGAGGAGCAUCCUGGAGCCCCACUUCGAAUGCUCUUAUAGCAUUCCCUUCACCCUCCAACCCAAGCUCCUCGCCCCACUCCAGGAGGAGGAUUUGGCCAUAACCUAUGGCCUGCUGGGCGAGUGCGGCCUGAAGAUGGAGCUGACCAUGUCGACCUGGGAGCCGGAAUCCAAGGAGCGCCUGUCUGUCCUGUACGCGACCCUCUUCGCGCUGCAGCGGCUGACUGAGGCCUGAGCCCUCCCUCCCGGCAGGCCAGGGAGUCAGCCCAGUGACACUGCAGUCAGUCCCGGCCCUGUCUUUGCUGAAAACACCCCUCACUGCUCCCUGUAUCCACGAGUCUGUAUCUAUUCCAAAAAAUAAGAGCUACACAGACUU
Miniopterus natalensis is the source of this 1583-nucleotide messenger RNA. The record is from RefSeq and is a predicted model, not a curated record. NCBI's taxonomy places the organism in Eukaryota, Metazoa, Chordata, Mammalia, Chiroptera, Miniopteridae.